Messenger RNA from Paracoccidioides brasiliensis Pb18, 1341 nucleotides. RefSeq lists its product as uncharacterized. The transcript has a single exon. The record is from RefSeq and is a predicted model, not a curated record. Bases 1 to 1341 code for a protein of 446 amino acids.
AUGUCAGAAGAAGAGCAGAAACGCGGGGAAGAGAUCCUCCGUGUCUUUAAAGAAGCUUUCGGCGAGCUUCUUGCCGCCGACCCAGCUGCCUUCAGAGUCAAAUUCCGUAAAAUGGCAGCGUCAGCCUUUGCCUUCUACCGCGGCUCUGCAUCUCUGUUCUAUAAUGACUUGCAACACGAGCAGAAGGGCAGUCCCUACCUCGACGAGCACACCAGCCGAGUCUGGAUCCACGGCGACUUGCACGCAGAGAAUUUCGGCACGUACAUGGACAGCCAGGGCUGUCUGAUUUUCAACGUCAACGACUUCGAUGAAGCUUAUAUUGGCCCUUUCACCUGGGACGUCAAGCGCUUCGUCGCCUCUAUUGCACUUAUUGGCUACGCAAAGGCCCUUAGCGAUAGCCAGAUUACCACCCUAGUCAACACAUAUGCUGCUGCGUAUCGUGAGCGUAUCAAGGCCCUCGCCACCAAUGUGAACGGCCAUUGCAAGGACGAGCACGGGAAUGUCCUUGGCUUCAAGUUGGACACCGCCAAGGGCUCCAUGCUUGGCGCACUGAGAAACGCGCGUUUUAACACCCGCAUUGGCCUUCUCAAUAGCCAGACGGAGAUCCAUGACUUCGAUCGUCGUUUCCGCGCGGGCGCUGGCACCAUACAACUUAACGACAAAACGCGAGCCAAGGUCCUCAAAGCCUUCGACCAGUACAAGGAGACGCUACCUGAUUCAAGCGUCCGCAGCCGUCCCCAGGCUCAACGGGUCAAGGACAUUGUUGGCAAACGCGGCGUCGGCAUUGGCUCAGCUGGCCUGCCAUCAUACAACCUCCUCCUCGAAGGGAACAGCGACGCUUUGGAAAACGAUAUCAUCAUAUACAUGAAGCAAGCGCAGGUCCCGGCUGCGUCAGCUUACAUUUCUGACCCUGCCAUCUGCAGCUACUUUAAGCAUGAGGGACACCGGACUGUGAUCUCGCAGCGGUCCCUGCAGUCAUAUGCGGACCCGUGGCUUGGUUGGACCGAACUGGAUGGCGUCGGCCAGUUGGUAGCAGAGGUUUCCCCCUAUGCGGUGGACCUCGACUGGUCGGACAUUAAUGAGCCGCAGGACAUUGCUGCCAUCGUUGCUGAUUUGGGAAGGGCUACGGCCACGAUGCAUGCAGCGGCAGAUAAUGAGAGUGGACAUUCGGAGCUGGUUCCGUUUUCCACGGAGCAAUCCAUUAACAAGGCCAUCGAGGCGGAUGAGAAAGGGUUUGAGGAGUUGCUUGUCAAGUUUGCGCAUGAGUAUGGUGCGAAGGCACAGCGUGAUCAUCAGAUUUUUGUGAACCUGUUCCGCAAUGGGCAGAUUCCGGGCCUGUGA